Messenger RNA from Gossypium raimondii (Peruvian cotton), 1577 nucleotides. RefSeq names its product actin. Gene Ontology annotation, cellular component: cytoplasm. Bases 143 to 1276 code for a protein of 377 amino acids. The record is from RefSeq and is a predicted model, not a curated record. The transcript is spliced from 5 exons. Lineage: Eukaryota; Viridiplantae; Streptophyta; Magnoliopsida; Malvales; Malvaceae.
GACGAAUUUACAUUUGAAAUGGAGUUUCAUUUGCAGUGUUGUCCCUCUUUAAAAUAAAGAGGGCGGGUACCUUUAACUGCACAAUUCCACAACUUCAACACUCCGUCUAAGGGAGAGAAUCCACAAGCAAAGGCAAUAGAAAAUGGCAGAAAACGAAGACAUUCAGCCUCUUGUUUGUGACAAUGGGACUGGAAUGGUCAAGGCUGGAUUUGCUGGAGAUGAUGCUCCAAGAGCUGUAUUCCCUAGCAUUGUUGGUCGCCCACGUCACACAGGUGUGAUGGUCGGUAUGGGCCAAAAGGAUGCUUAUGUGGGAGAUGAAGCUCAAUCGAAAAGAGGUAUUUUGACUUUAAAGUACCCAAUUGAGCAUGGUAUUGUUAGCAAUUGGGAUGACAUGGAGAAAAUCUGGCAUCAUACCUUCUACAAUGAGCUUCGAGUUGCCCCUGAGGAACAUCCGGUUCUCCUCACAGAAGCUCCUCUUAACCCAAAGGCCAAUCGUGAAAAAAUGACUCAAAUUAUGUUUGAGACAUUCAAUGCCCCUGCUAUGUAUGUUGCUAUCCAAGCUGUUCUUUCCUUGUAUGCCAGUGGCCGUACAACCGGUAUUGUUUUGGACUCUGGGGAUGGUGUGAGCCACACAGUCCCUAUCUAUGAAGGCUAUGCUCUUCCACAUGCCAUCUUGCGUCUCGACCUAGCUGGUCGUGAUCUCACUGAUGCUCUCAUGAAAAUAUUAACGGAGCGUGGUUAUUCUUUCACAACUACGGCUGAGCGGGAAAUUGUGAGAGACAUGAAGGAGAAACUAGCUUACAUUGCUCUUGACUAUGAACAAGAGUUGGAGACAGCAAAAACCAGCUCUGCCGUUGAGAAAAGCUAUGAGCUACCUGAUGGACAGGUUAUUACCAUUGGGGCUGAACGAUUCCGUUGUCCAGAAGUCCUCUUCCAGCCAUCCAUGAUCGGGAUGGAAGCUGCUGGCAUUCAUGAAACGACAUACAACUCAAUCAUGAAGUGUGACGUGGAUAUUAGGAAGGAUCUCUACGGAAACAUUGUCCUCAGUGGUGGCACCACUAUGUUCCCUGGAAUCGCUGACAGGAUGAGCAAGGAAAUCACAGCAUUAGCCCCAAGCAGCAUGAAGAUUAAAGUGGUUGCACCACCAGAGAGGAAGUAUAGUGUUUGGAUAGGAGGCUCCAUUUUGGCAUCCCUGAGCACCUUCCAGCAGAUGUGGAUUUCAAAGGCAGAGUACGACGAGUCUGGGCCAUCAAUUGUGCACAGGAAAUGCUUCUAGAGAAGAGCUAUACAUACAGUACACGUUUUGUAUCACAGCAAAGCUUAUAAAUCAAGUGGUUGCUUUCUUUUCUUUUCUGCUCUGUUAAUUUAUUUCCCCCCCUUUUUUUUUUCUGCCUUCUUUGAGUUGGUUUCCAGUGUUGCUUUAUGGAGGGAUUCUUUUUUUUUUUUUUGAGUGUAGAAGAGGUGGUGUAUUGAUUGAUUUGUUACCGAUAUGGUUUUGGACUGAAUCAGAAAUUCUUUUUAUUAUAAUUUCACUAGCCUUUAUCUAAUAUGAAGAACUAUUUUACUCUUGUUUUAAA